Messenger RNA from Acanthocheilonema viteae, 456 nucleotides. The record is from the annotation of a GenBank genome assembly. Lineage: Eukaryota; Metazoa; Nematoda; Chromadorea; Rhabditida; Onchocercidae.
AUGGAUGUUGGUGGCAUAUUAAAAUAUAAUCAUUUAGAAUGGGUUCAACAUCGUAUGGAUAUUGAACGGAUGAAAUCAUCCGCUACCGUAAUUGCUCAGUCAUUGAGCGAAUUUGGUCGUUGCCUGAAAGAAACCGAACUUCCUAAUGAUGUCGAGACAACAGCACGAAUUCUUGAAAUACAAACUGCUGAACGUGAUGCUAUAAAGGAAGACUUUCGAAUAUCCAUACGGAAAGGAUUAUCACUGUUACGACACGUCAGACAAUUGGAUGUUAAACCGGAACAUGAACAACUUAGUCCAACCAGACUUCACAAUGUGACAGCAAUUGAAAGAAUGCUUGUGCAGUUGGAAGAAACGGAACGAAGUUUUGAUACAUUUUGGAUGAAACACGAAAAACGUCUUACGCAAUGUUUGAAUCUUCGACGAUUUGAAGAUUCAUUUAGAAAGGUGAACUAA